GCUACAAACGGAGAACCGGUCAGAGUUUCCCACGCGCAGACGCUCUUCAGAGACGUCGGGAUUUAUUUAUUAAUUAACACGGAUAUUUAGUCUAACUCUUUUGCACUUACUGGAGAUUUACAGAAGACUUCUGGGAUCUAUGAGAGCUUCAGGAAGGAUUUUAAAGAAGUUGUAACGCCGAGGCGGAGUUAUGAACCGUUUCUUGGUGAAAUUAACGCUACUGGCGGCAGCUUCGUUCGCGACGGCGGCACAAGGGCAAAGAUGCUCAGAAUACUGUCAGAAUGGAGGAAUAUGUGAGCUCAAGCCGAGCGGAGAAGCAUCAUGCAGGUGUCCCGCAGACUUCGUCGGCCCCCAGUGUCAGUUCCUGAACCCCUGCAGCCCGUCGCAGUGUCGUAAUGGAGGCGUGUGUCGCACACGGAUGAAGGGCAAUGACGUGGAGCUGGUCUGCGACUGCGUGUUGGGAUACAGCGGCCCGCUCUGUCUGACGCCCGUCAAUCACGCCUGCAUGGGCUCCCCGUGCCGAAACGGCGGGACAUGCUCUCUGCUCACGCUCGAGACCUUUACCUGCCGCUGCCCACCUGGAUGGUCAGGUAAAACAUGCCAACAGGCUGACCCAUGUGCGUCGAACCCCUGUGCCAACGGCGGACAGUGUUCAGCGUUCGAGUCGCACUACAUCUGCACCUGCCCUCCUAACUUCCACGGACAGACGUGCCGGCAGGACGUGAACGAGUGCGCCCUCUCGCCCUCCCCCUGCCGGAACGGAGGCACCUGUAUAAACGAGGUGGGAUCGUACCUGUGCCGCUGCCCACCUGAGUACGCUGGCACACACUGCGAGCGCCUCUACCACCCCUGCCACCCCUCGCCCUGCAGGAACGGAGGCACCUGCUUACAGACCAGCGACACCACCUAUGCCUGCACUUGUCUGUCAGGGUUCACGGGUCAGACGUGUGAGCAUAACGUUGACGACUGCACCCAGCAUGCCUGUGAGAAUGGAGGCAGGUGUAUCGAUGGCGUAAACACCUACAACUGCCACUGCGACAAACACUGGACCGGUCAGUACUGUACGGAGGACGUGGAUGAGUGUGAGCUCUCUCCUAAUGCUUGUCAGAACGGAGGGACAUGUCACAACACCAUCGGCGGCUUUCACUGCGUGUGUGUGAACGGCUGGACGGGCGACGACUGCAGCGAGAACAUCGACGACUGCGCCAGCGCCGCCUGCUCGCAGGGUGCCACCUGCCACGACAGAGUCGCAUCUUUCUUCUGCGAGUGUCCACAUGGACGCACAGGUCUUCUGUGUCAUCUUGACGAUGCCUGCAUCAGUAAUCCAUGUCAGAAGGGCUCAAACUGCGACACGAACCCAGUGAGUGGAAAAGCCAUCUGCACCUGUCCGCCCGGGUACACGGGAUCCGCCUGCAACCAAGACAUCGAUGAGUGCUCGCUCGGUGCGAACCCAUGUGAGCAUGGCGGACGGUGUCUCAACACUAAAGGCUCGUUCCAGUGCAAGUGUCUUCAAGGUUAUGAAGGUCCACGCUGUGAAAUGGACGUCAACGAGUGCAAGUCGAACCCCUGCCAGAACGACGCCACCUGCCUCGACCAGAUCGGUGGAUUCCACUGCAUCUGCAUGCCAGGUUACGAGGGUGUGUUUUGUCAAAUAAACACAGACGACUGUGCAUCACAACCUUGCCUCAACAAUGGAAAAUGCAUCGACAAGAUCCACUCAUUCCACUGCCAAUGUCCCAAAGGGUUCUCUGGGAAUCUGUGUCAGGUGGAUGUGGACGAGUGUGCCAGCACACCGUGUAAAAAUGGCGCUAAAUGCACAGACGGACCCAACAAAUACACCUGCGAAUGCACUCCAGGAUUUGCUGGCGCUCACUGUGAGCUGGACAUCAAUGAGUGCGUGUCGAGCCCUUGUCAUUACGGAGUGUGUCGGGACGGCGUGGCUGCUUUCACCUGUGAUUGUCACCCCGGAUACACGGGCCGCCUGUGCGAGACCAACAUAAACGAGUGCUUGAGCCAACCCUGCCGAAACGGAGGCACCUGCCAGGACAGAGAGAACGCCUACACCUGUACCUGUCCUAAAGGAACCACAGGAAUGAACUGUGAGAUAAACAUUGACGACUGCAAGAGUAAACCGUGCGACUAUGGAAAGUGCAUCGACAAGAUCAACGGCUACGAGUGUGUGUGUGAACCCGGAUACACAGGCUCAAUGUGUAACAUCAACAUUGACGACUGCGCGUUAAACCCGUGUCACAACGGCGGCACCUGCAUCGACGGCGUCAACAGCUUCACCUGCCUCUGUCCCGAGGGUUUCCGUGACGCCACCUGCCUCUCCAAACACAACGAGUGCUCCAGCAACCCCUGUAUCCACGGCAACUGCCUGGACCAGAUCAACAGCUACAGAUGCAUGUGUGAGGCCGGCUGGACGGGACGCAACUGCGACAUCAACAUCAACGAGUGUCUGUCCAACCCGUGUGUGAACGGAGGCACCUGUAAGGACAUGACCAGCGGCUACAUGUGCACCUGCAGAGCCGGCUUCAGCGGUCCCAACUGCCAGACAAAUAUUAACGAGUGUGCAUCCAACCCCUGCCUAAACCAGGGCACCUGCAUCGACGACGUGGCCGGAUUCAAGUGCAACUGCAUGCUGCCUUACACGGGCGAGGUGUGUGAGAGCGUUUUGGCUCCCUGUGCUCUGCGUCCUUGUAAGAAUGGAGGUGUCUGUCGUGAGUCUGAGGAUUUUCAGAGCUUCUCUUGUGCUUGUCCUGCUGGAUGGCAAGGUCAGACGUGUGAGGUAGAUAUUAACGAGUGUGUGAGGAAUCCUUGCACUAACGGAGGAGUGUGUGAGAACCUGCGUGGAGGAUAUAAGUGCCGCUGCAACCCCGGAUUCAGCGGAGAUCUGUGCCAGAACGACAUUGACGACUGCGCGCCAAAUCCGUGCAGUAAUGGCGGUGUGUGUCAGGACCGUGUGAACGCCUUUGUGUGUGUGUGUUUGGCUGGUUUCCGUGGUGAGCGCUGUGCAGAGGACAUCGACGAGUGUGUGAGCGCCCCCUGCCGAAACAGAGGGAACUGCACCGACUGCGUCAACAGCUACACCUGCAGCUGUUCUGUAGGAUUCAGCGGCAUCAACUGUGAGAUCAACACACCCGACUGCACUGAGAGCUCUUGUUUUAAUGGCGGAACAUGUGUGGAUGGCAUAAACUCUUUCUCAUGCGUGUGUUUGCCGGGAUUCACUGGGAAUUACUGCCAGCAUGACGUUAACGAGUGCGACUCGCGGCCGUGUCAAAACGGAGGCACCUGUCAGGAUGGAUACGGCACCUACAAAUGCACCUGCCCUCACGGAUACACCGGACUCAACUGCCAGAGUCUGGUGCGCUGGUGUGACUCUUCCCCCUGUAAGAACGGUGGCUCAUGUUGGCAGCAGGGGUCUUCUUUCACCUGCCAGUGUGCCAGCGGCUGGACCGGCAUCUACUGUGACGUCCCCAGUGUCAGCUGUGAGGUCGCUGCCAAGCAGCAAGGAGUGUCUGCGGCUGUUCUGUGCCAUAACACGGGUCAGUGUGUUGAUGUGGGUAACACACACCUGUGCAGAUGCCAGGCCGGAUACACAGGCAGCUACUGUCAGGAGCAGGUGGACGAGUGCAUGCCGAACCCCUGCCAGAACGGAGCCACCUGCACCGAUUACCUGGGAGGAUACAGCUGUGAGUGCGUUCCUGGAUAUCACGGAGUCAACUGCAGCAAAGAGAUAAACGAAUGUCUGUCUCAACCCUGUCAGAACGGAGGAACCUGCAUCGACCUCAUCAACACGUACAAAUGCUCCUGUCCGCGGGGAACACAAGGUGUUCACUGUGAGAUUGAUGUCGAUGACUGUUCCCCGGCCGUGGAUCCGUUAACUGGCGAGCCGCGCUGUUUUAAUGGCGGCCGCUGUGUUGACCGCGUUGGAGGUUAUGGCUGCGUGUGUCCGGCUGGGUUUGUGGGCGAGCGCUGCGAGGGCGAUGUCAAUGAGUGCCUGUCUGACCCCUGUGACCCCAACGGAUCCUACAACUGCGUACAGCUUAUCAACGACUUCCGCUGCGAAUGCCGUACAGGAUACACCGGCAAGCGCUGUGAAACUGUGUUCAACGGUUGCAAGGACACACCAUGCAAAAAUGGAGGAACAUGUGCUGUAGCGAGCAACACCAAACACGGAUACAUCUGCAAGUGUCAGCCGGGUUACUCUGGCUCCUCCUGCGAAUAUGACGCCCAGUCCUGCGGCUCCCUGCGCUGUCGUAACGGUGCUACCUGUGUCUCGGGACACCUGAGUCCCCGCUGUCUCUGCCUGCCGGGCUUCAGCGGACACGAGUGCCAAACACGCAUGGACUCGCCCUGCCUCAACAACCCCUGCUAUAAUGGCGGCACCUGCCAAUCCAUCAACGACGCCCCGUUCUUCCGCUGCUCCUGUCCAGCCAACUUCAACGGACUCCUCUGCCACAUCCUUGACUACUCCUUCAAAGGAGGGCAGGGCCGAGACAUCGCCCCGCCGGAGGUGGAGAUCCGAUGUGAAAUCACUCAGUGCGAAGGCAGGGGCGGAAACGCCAUCUGUGAUACCCAGUGUAACAAUCACGAGUGCGGAUGGGAUGGCGGCGACUGCUCUCUGAAUUUCGACGACCCGUGGCAGAACUGUAGCACCGCCCUGCAGUGCUGGAGGUACUUCAACGACGGCAAAUGUGACGAGCAGUGCGCCAACGCUGGCUGCCUGUAUGAUGGCUUCGACUGCCAAAGACUGGAGGGGCAGUGCAAUCCGCUGUACGAUCAGUACUGUAGGGAUCACUAUGCAGAUGGUCACUGCGAUCAGGGCUGUAAUAACGCCGAGUGCGAAUGGGACGGUCUGGACUGCGCCGAUGACGUUCCUCAGAAACUGGCCGUGGGGAGUCUGGUUCUAGUGGUCCACAUCCCACCAGACGAGCUUCUCAACCGCUCCUCGUCUUUCCUCCGCGAGCUGAGCGGACUGCUGCAUACCAACGUGGUGUUCCGCCGCGACGCUAACGGAGAGCCGCUCAUUUUCCCGUACUAUGGCAACGAGCACGAGCUGAGCAAGCACAAGCGCUCUGAUUGGACGGACCCGGCCCAGCUGCUGCAGCGCGCCAGGAGGAGCCUGACGGCCUUCAUGAAGCCCCGCCUCCGACGAGAACUCGAUCAGAUGGAGAUCAAAGGGUCUAUCGUCUAUCUAGAGAUUGACAACCGUCAGUGUUACCAGCAGUCUGACGAGUGUUUCCAGAGCGCGACGGAUGUGGCGGCUUUCCUCGGAGCGCUGGCCUCUAGCGGGAAUCUCAAUGUUCCUUACAUCAUCGAGGCCGUCACAAGUGAGGACCCCCCCUCAAAGACAGGAGAGAUGUACCCCAUGUUCCUGGUGCUGCUGGCGCUGGCGGUUCUGGCGCUGGCGGCUGUGGGCGUCGUGGUCUCCAGGAAGAGGAAGAGGGAACACGGGCAGCUUUGGUUCCCCGAGGGAUUUAAAGUCACAGAACCCAAAAAGAAACGAAGGGAACCGGUUGGAGAGGAUUCUGUUGGACUCAAGCCUCUGAAAAACUCGGACAGCUCUCUGAUGGAUGAACAACUGAGCGAAUGGGCAGAAGAUGACACGGCUAAACGGUUCCGGUUUGAGGAGCAGUCUAUUCUGGACAUGAGCGGUCAGCUGGAUCACCGGCAGUGGACACAGCAGCACCUGGACGCCGCCGACCUGCGGCUGAACUCUAUGGCUCCGACUCCACCGCAGGGCGAGAUCGAGAACGACUGCAUGGACGUCAACGUCCGCGGGCCUGACGGCUUCACUCCGCUGAUGAUCGCGUCGUGCAGCGGCGGAGGUCUGGAGAACGAAAACGGCGAGGGAGAAGACGAUCCCUCCGCUGACGUCAUCACUGACUUCAUCUACCACGGCGCCAACCUGCACAAUCAGACGGACCGGACCGGCGAGACCGCGCUGCACCUGGCUGCCCGCUACGCCCGCUCAGACGCCGCCAAACGCCUGCUGGAGUCGUGCGCCGACGCUAACGUUCAGGACAACAUGGGCCGCACGCCUCUCCACGCCUCUGUUUCUGCUGACGCACAGGGAGUCUUCCAGAUUCUUAUUCGGAACCGAGCGACGGAUCUGGACGCCCGCAUGCAUGACGGAACGACUCCGCUGAUCCUGGCCACCCGAUUGGCUGUCGAGGGAAUGGUGGAAGAGCUCAUUAACUGCCAUGCAGAUCCCAAUGCUAUUGAUGAUUCUGGUAAAUCUGCUCUUCACUGGGCGGCUGCAGUUAAUAAUGUGGACGCUGCUGUCGUUCUUCUGAAGAAUGGAGCGAAUAAAGACCUACAGAAUAACAAGGAGGAGACGCCACUUUUCCUGGCUGCUCGUGAGGGAAGUUACGAAACCGCUAAAGUCCUGCUUGAUCACCUGGCCAACCGUGAGAUCGCGGAUCACCUAGACCAGCUUCCACGCGACAUCGCGCAGGAGCGCAUGCACCACGACAUCAUCCGUCUGUUAGAGGAAUACAACCUGGUCCAGAAUCCCGCGCUGCCUCUAUCGCCCCCUCUCUGCUCGCCCAACACCUACCUGGGCAUCAAACCCAGCCCGGGCGGUGCCAACAACAACAACACGGCCAAGAAAGCGCGGAAAACGAGCAGUAAAGGCGUAGGAGGGAAGGAUGGCGGAAAAGACAUGAGAAUGAAAAAGAAAAAGGCCGGAGAGGGCAAAAAUGGAGGCAUUAUGGAAGUGGGCGUCCUCUCGCCUGUCGAUUCGCUGGAGUCGCCCCACGGUUACCUGUCGGACGUCUCGUCCCCGCCUCUGAUGACAUCACCGUUUCAACAGUCCCCGCCCAUCACUUUGAAUCAGCUCCAAGGAUUGGCCGACACCCACAUGGGCGGAGCUCUUCAGAGCUUAGGGAAGCCAUUUGACUCUGCCCUUCCUCCUCGCUUAUCCCAUCUGCCAGUGGCUAACAAUGGAGGCGGAGCUCAAACGGCGGGGUGCGAUUGGCUGCAAAGGGUGCAGCAACAGCAGGCAGGCUUCACAACCCUGAUACCCACAAUGCUCUCUGCCACCAAUAUGCCACAGGUCAUGGGCUAUCCCACAAUGCAAAGCAGCCACCUCGGCAUGCCGUCGCACAUGAUUCCCAACCACGCCCAUCAGAAUAUGGUGCCUAUGCAGCACCAAAACAGCGCCGCCUCUGGCCACGCCCUCUCUCAUCACUUCCUAGGUGACUUAACUGGGCUGGAUCCUCAGUCCGGCUCAGGACACGCCCCCAUCCAGACCAUCCUACCGCAGGAGAGCCAGCGCAUGGCUCCGCCCAUUUCUAGCACACAGUUUCUGACUCCGCCUUCUCAGCAUAGCUAUUCCAACCCUAUGGACAACACUCCCAGUCACCAGCCACAGGUUCCCGACCACCCGUUCCUCACACCCUCCCCUGGAUCUCCCGACCAAUGGUCAAGCUCGUCUCCACAUUCCAACUUGUCUGAUUGGUCAGAGGGCAUCUCGAGCCCGCCCACCAGUAUGCAGAUGAACCAUAUCCCAGAAGCCUUCAAGUAGGCGGGGCUUUGGCAUCAAGAAGCUAAACUGAAUAGACAAUUUUAUAUUAAUGAUAAAAACUCUUUUUAUGAUAUUUGUAUGCUAAGAACCAUUUUUAUUCAUUUUUGUAUUUAUUUAUAUGCG
Messenger RNA from Sinocyclocheilus anshuiensis, 7654 nucleotides. RefSeq names its product notch receptor 1a (gene notch1a). Bases 191 to 7531 code for a protein of 2446 amino acids. The transcript is spliced from 34 exons. The record is from RefSeq and is a predicted model, not a curated record. Gene Ontology annotation, molecular function: protein binding; signaling receptor activity; calcium ion binding. NCBI's taxonomy places the organism in Eukaryota, Metazoa, Chordata, Actinopteri, Cypriniformes, Cyprinidae. Gene Ontology annotation, biological process: multicellular organism development; cell differentiation; Notch signaling pathway. Gene Ontology annotation, cellular component: signaling receptor complex; cell surface; plasma membrane.